Paraglomus brasilianum is the source of this 283-nucleotide messenger RNA. The record is from the annotation of a GenBank genome assembly. NCBI's taxonomy places the organism in Eukaryota, Fungi, Glomeromycota, Glomeromycetes, Paraglomerales, Paraglomeraceae.
GGUUUCUCAACUAGGACAUCGAAUCCACAAUGGUAAAAGUAGCGGCCUCAGUGCUUCAGGCGGUAUCGGUCAACCACUUUCGCUCCUACUUAAGCUGAACCAUACCGUUACUGUAAACACUCCCAGUGUUGCAGCAGAUUUGGGUCAUAUUAAUACACCAGCGGUGGUUAAUGGCUAUUUGCCAGAUAAUAAUGGUCUAGUGACUGGGUCUCAUAUUAUUGUGAUUCCUGCCGGGCUUCCUAGAAAGCCUGGUAUGACAAGGGAUGAUUUAUUCAAAAUAUGA